AUGGACUCGUUGAAGAGUGCAUUUGCUGAUGUAUCUGAGCGUCUUAUGCUUGAGUCCCGUAUACGAGAUGGUGCUCGAAAUAUGCUGCAGAUCCUUGAUACGAACGAUGCGAACGAAGCGUUGCGAAGCCAAGUCGAGCGAGAAUUGGCCGUAGCAGAGGAGCACGUACAAAGUCUGCAGACGCGUCGUCAAAGCAUUGAAAUCACUCUGCAUAAUGUAGAAAAUCCAGCUAUCAUUUCCACGUCGCGAUUUCGUCGUCCUCGUGCGAUUAGGGCCGUACACGGCCUGGAGGAUCUCAACACUCAUCACAAUGUGACCUGCAUGUCGCCCGAUCCGUUCGUCUUACCUGAGAGCCAGACAUUUCGCUUACCGUUAUCGAAUGAAACUGAGCUAAAAAAAUCUAUACGUGCAGUCGACAUGUUGACACGUAUCCUCAAGCAUGAUAUGUCGACAACCACCGCGCUCUCACCCAACGAGCAAAGCCACAUAUUUCUUUUUCUAUCGACACUCUACGCACAAAUGCCUGAACUUCGAUACGAUUCUCAUGUAAAUACUUUGAUGUUGUGCGCGUUGCAUGGUAUGUCUGAGGGAAAAUCAUCGACGGUACGUGCCUAUGCUAUCCGCCUGUUGCGGUACAUCCAGAGCCCAGAUCUGUUGCCCGCACUGGCUUCCUAUACCAACGCAUGUACUGUGUUCUUGUCUCGCGCACUCACACUGGAAGAUAAUUUUGCCUUCGAGCGCGAGCAGGCACUAAAGCUCGUGCGUGCAUGGAUUCAAUAUAUGCGUCUUGGCAGUCAUCAUGUUCAUGCUCUCCUCUCUGAAGGCAUCGUGCGUGUACUGUCGUCCAUUGCCUUGGAACCAGAAGAUACUUUAUACCAUGCAUCUGUUGAAACACUCGCUGAGCUCGUUGUCCUCGACACGCCACUCGUGUCUCGCUCAUCAGCCAUGGCGCCGCUGUGGCGCGCUAUUUGCGAGUCACGCGCAACUGUGGCUGUCCCACUGGUCGACAACAUGCUUGUAUUAUUAGAUCGCCCAUCUACACGGCGGCACAUUAGUGCAGGCACAGAUCUUGAGGCCGUCCUUGCCGACUUUACGACUGUUCCCGGUGCGCGCCGGACACCUGAUCGACUCGAAACAACCCAGCAGGUGAUAUCUCAUUUACUUCAGUCAUGGCAAGGUCUCUUUUACUUGUGCAUGCAAGACAAGGCUGCUUUAAAAGCUCUUGUUGCGUCAUUGCAUCUGGAUGACGAUGCAAUCCGUUCACAUGUCCUUGCCGCACUUCUUCCGGUCUUUCGCACUUCUGUUCCUCUUUCAAAGGUGCCUCAUUUAUAUGUGUCAUACAUGUCUUUUGUGCUUGUCUUGCUUUUGGACGUAGGUUUGUGGGAUGCGUUGUUGUUUAUCUUACAACAUGCGCCCGUGCACCACGAACAAGCCCGCGCCUUGCUAGCUCGUGCUUUGCAGCUUUCACGCGAUGUCUUGCCCAAAGAUCAUGCGACACUUAAUGCUUUCCCAGAACUCGUGCACCGAAUAUGUCUUCGCGACAAGGAUCCGGCAUGCGUGGUUGGUGCCUCGCAUGCACUGGGAGCCAUUGAUGCGUGCGAAAGGACGCUAAUGAAAGUUCCAUCUGUGCCACCAGCGCCACCCUUUCCUGAGGUGCCCGUUGACGAUGUGCUUUUCCGCACUUUGUUGCGUGACUCCAUGGUCACUUCGGUGCGCGAGUACACGUCGUGGAACCAAAAGGUGAUUUUAGAUUUACUCGACGGCCCUCUUUGGGAUCCACGCCGUUUCGACGAAGCGUUGGUUGGUUCCAAGUUUGUGCGACGCCUCCUAGCGUUUUAUCGGCCGUCUCAUGCACGAUAUUCUGCUUUAAAAAAGAGUGACGUGGCCCACCAAUGGACUCACAUCGGCGUCCGUUUGUGUCGUGUGCUAUUGCAUCAUUCUGACGGACCUCGUGCAAUCACAGAAGAGCGAUUGCUUUCCGAUUUGCGUGAUGCAUUCGAACAAUCUGUACAGCACACAGACUCGCUCUUUUCAUCUCCAAAUAUACAACACACUCAGGUCAAUGGUUAUUUUGAUAUACUAGCUGUGUUUUUCGCAUGCACAACAGGUCAAGAGAUGCUGAUGCAUUCGCGACUUUAUACACCAUGGUUUGCCCUCUGCCAAAAUGAAGACGAUGCAUCUAUUUAUAUCAUGUGCCAGCUCUUAUCGAUUAUGGAUUUAUCCAGCUCGUCAAUGUCGCGGAUCCUGUUGGAACGUGCUCUGACCGAAGCACCAGAGACUGUUCGUUUGGCUGCGACAAAACGGUUGACUGAAGCUCUCUGGUUAGACAAUGAACCACAAGCUUGGGCAGUCUCACUUUUGCUCACUCAAAUACUCGAUCACCAUGUAUCCGUCCAGGAAUUCGCCAUUCACCAACUCGAGCAGGCGUGUAGAGACCCUGUCAUGGCACAAUGUGCUAUGCAACAAGGUCCUCCUAUUGAAUUGCUUGCGCGCAACACUCUCUUUGCCCUCUUAGGUCUCGCUGAAGAGCGGGGAUUGACCGCUAUGCAGCACGCCGGUCUCUUGGGUCCCCUUGCUCAGGUGUGGUAUGCCCGUGAACACAUUGCCUAUGUUGCCCGAGCCGAAGCUUCUUUGAUCCAGCCGUCAGAACUACCGCCGCAUUUGUACGGCCAGUUGGCACGCACACCUAAGGGCUGUGCUUAUCUUGUUGAGCUCAAUGUUCUUCCGGAAUGGCAUGACGUGCUUGUCUCUCACGCCUGUGAGGCCUACGACAUAUCGCUAGUAGCGCGCGUCAAGGCGGCAUUAUGGGCUUGCGGACAUAUUGGUGCAUCGAAUCACGGAGUGGAUGUGCUAGCAUCGCAUGGACUCUUGAAUGGUCUGUUUGGAGCGUCCCAAUCACCGGUGGUGUCUGUGCGCGGCACACUCUUUUUCGUAUGCAGUCUAUUCACUCAAUGUGAGCGUGGCCAAGAAGUACUUGCAUCACAUGGAUGGACUUGCUCAUCCACAGCGUGUCUGCCGCGCCACAGACGCACCUUUGUCACGCUUGGCGCUUCGAGCCCCGCAGCUUACCAGGACAUGGGGUCGAGGCUCGUAUCACCGCGUGAUGAGCAUGAAGCACAUGCUGCUUAUUUAAUGGCCCAACUUGGUAACGGCGUCGUAGCCGGCAGUGCGCGACGUGCGCUCGUACGUUUCAGGAAGCAGUGUCCCUCUGUAUUUCGACAAGUACCUCUUUUAGGCCGCGCCUUACACAUGAUGGACCAUUAUUCGUUCCGUUUAGCUGCUCGGCGGAAUGUAUGGUCUUUGCUGGAUGAAUGCACUCUGUCUCUCGAUACAAUCAAACUACUCCAGCAGUGGCGAUCAGCCAAUGUGGCCACCGCACCUGCCGUGCCACCUCGGCGAUCCCACACUGCAAAGAAUGUUUUGAAUGAUGAAAAUACAUAUACAACACGUCUCUACCCUGUGCUUUCUAUCGCCAACCUUCGUCGACAAGUAACGCAGGCUGAGGACCAUGUCAAAGCACGCAACGAAUCUCCAACAAAGCGCACCGAUCAUGCGCCUGUUGAACUAAGCAGCGCAUCGCGCCAUCAAUGGCCCCGCAAGAUGUAUGGAUUUGUAUAG
Malassezia restricta is the source of this 3618-nucleotide messenger RNA. Its product is annotated as rapamycin-insensitive companion of mTOR. The transcript has a single exon. Gene Ontology annotation, cellular component: TORC2 complex. Bases 1 to 3618 code for a protein of 1205 amino acids. The record is from RefSeq and is a predicted model, not a curated record. NCBI's taxonomy places the organism in Eukaryota, Fungi, Basidiomycota, Malasseziomycetes, Malasseziales, Malasseziaceae. Gene Ontology annotation, biological process: TORC2 signaling.